This is a messenger RNA of Lindgomyces ingoldianus, 1903 nucleotides long. RefSeq lists its product as uncharacterized. The transcript has 3 exons. The record is from RefSeq and is a predicted model, not a curated record. Bases 1 to 1602 code for a protein of 533 amino acids. NCBI's taxonomy places the organism in Eukaryota, Fungi, Ascomycota, Dothideomycetes, Pleosporales, Lindgomycetaceae.
AUGGCCGGGGCGGAUGAUGACCACAACGGCGAUGCAGCUGCGAGUGACGUGCAGGCGGCCAGUCGACUGCAUCCACAACCGCCUCAAAAGCGCCGCCGAACCCAGGGCACGACGUCGACGCGCGGAGUGGCAAAUCUUACUCCUGAACAGCUGGCCCGCAAGCGAGCAAACGACCGUGAGGCCCAGCGUGCCAUUCGCGAGAGGACCAAGAACCAGAUCGACCGCCUGAACCAGCGCAUUCGAGAGCUGGAGAACCAGCAGCCGUACCAUGACCUGCAGGUUGUACUGCUCGAGAAGGACGCCAUCCGGGCGGAGAAUGACGAUAUUCGGCGGCGGUUGGAGGCAGUGGUCUCCAUGCUACAACCAGUCCUGAGGCAAUCGGGAGGCCUCAAUGAAUUGGCAGCCGCGGCCGAACGAAGCCCCCUUCCUAUUCCUCGAGACCCCGCCUCCCACCCUCCCGACCAUCGCGCCUUCCGCACUGGUCUGGUUGCUCUGCAAGAAGCCACUUCGCCGCGUCAGAAUGGCGUGUCUGUCCACUCCCCAGACACGCCAGAUGCAGGCCGGCAAUGGCUGUUCCCUGGCGAGCCUCCAACCAGCCAUGUUCGACGCUGGCAGGGAGAAAGUCCUCAAUUCGACCAUGCGCGCACCUCUCACGUACACAGCGAGAUGCCUUUUGAUGAGCGUUUAGGCGUCGACUUUAUCCUAGACAACAACCAGAGAAGGGUGGACCCCAAUCUACCGCCUCCCCACCAGCCUACCACUGCCAAUGGCUUUGGCCAACAUGCGCCAACUAUGGUUCCUCACCUUACGUUCCCCCGAACCAUACCGGCUACCUGCCCUCUGGAUGUACUUAUGCUAGAUUUUCUCGCAGAUCGUCACGCCCGCGCUGCUGAGGGAGUGCCCAUCAAGACGCUUGUUGGCCCUCUCUACCCCAAUUUCACCGCCCUAGUCUACCGCGACCGAAACGUGGACGCUCAUCCACUAUCAAAGUUAUUCACAGACAUCCUCCGCACCUUCCCGGAUAUCUCUGGACUCCCUGAGCAAGUCGCCGUAGUCUUCAUCAUGUUCCUCAUCAUGCGCUGGCAAGUAGAACCGACUCAGGAGAACUAUGACCGACUUCCAGACUGGGUGACACCACGCGCGUCACAGCUCUUCGUCCCUCAUCCAUACUGGAUGGACCAUCUGCCUUGGCCUCGUCUCCGCGAUCGAUGCAUUGCAGCGCAGCCCUUCACCCCUUUAGAUACUUUCUUCAUCCCGUUUACGACUACCGUCUCCCUGAAUUGGCCGUAUGAAGCGCGUGAUUGCCUGCUCCCUGCUUCGAAGAUCCAUUCCUCGUCGCUCUCAUCCACAUCUUCCAUUCCAGCUUCCAGCCCCUACUCUACCGCUGUUCAUGCAGGGUCUCCACCUGGUCCGCCAACUCCAGGUCCGGCUGUCAGUACUCCGGGCACCGUCAGCGCUGUAGGAAAGGAAGACGAGCAAUGGCUGAUCAACCCUGCAUUCGAGAGCCAUCUUCGUGACCUUAGGAACUGGAGUCUAGGCCCAGCUUUCAGGACUGCAUUCCCGCAAUUUGCUGAUGCGGUCAGGAUCAAGGACGGUCGGUAAAUUUAUCUGUAGAUGACAAAAAAAAGGUGCGAGUGGAGGAAAGGGUAAUAUAAGAGGUAAUACGAGCAGCUGGUAUCACAAUAUCUAUGAAUAUUCCCGCGGUCAAUUCACGCGACAAAAAAAGUUUCGGUAUUCGGUCUCUACUUCUUAGGCGAUUACAAGGAUAUUUUACCUGGGCUUCCUUUUCCCCCUUCAACGGAUAUGAUCGGUUAUGGAAAAAAAGGACGAGGAAAAAAAGGACGAGGAGAGGAGAAUAGGCGCCCGGAUUUUAGAACGGAUUAUAUUGGAAUUAUGUCUUGGU